Messenger RNA from Syngnathus typhle (broad-nosed pipefish), 3511 nucleotides. RefSeq names its product TBK1 binding protein 1 (gene tbkbp1). The coding region runs from base 1 to 1950 and encodes 649 amino acids. Gene Ontology annotation, biological process: canonical NF-kappaB signal transduction. The record is from RefSeq and is a predicted model, not a curated record. Lineage: Eukaryota; Metazoa; Chordata; Actinopteri; Syngnathiformes; Syngnathidae. The transcript is spliced from 8 exons. Gene Ontology annotation, cellular component: cytoplasm.
AUGCAGUCUCUGUUCGGCGGCGGCGAGCUGGGCCUGCUGGGCGGGGCCGGCAACAGCGGCGGCGCCGGCCUGAAGGAAGACGGCUGCGGCGGUGUGGGAUGGCGCUCGCCACCGCUCAGCUCCGACAACGUCUACUCGCCAUCACACUUUGCCCUGAUCGCCGCCUACCAGGACAUCAAGAGCCGGCUAGGCGGCCUAGAGCGCGAGAACAGCAGCAUCAAGAGGAAGCUGAAGCUCUACGAGAUUAAGUUCCCUAUGAUCAGCGAGUUUGCCGAAGACGCCAAUUCGUACUGCUCCUUUGAGAGCAAAGAGACGGCGUUGCUGCACUCGGAGAACGACAAUCUGCAGCAGAGGGUCAACAUCCUCACGCAUGAGUUGCAGAAGAGGAAGGAGCGCGAGGAGCAGCUGGAGGAUGUGAUCCAAGCCUAUGAGAAGAUCCACAUGGAGAAGAGCAACCUCCAGAGGGACCUGGACAAGAUGACGGGUUUGGUGGAGAAGCACGUGGAGCGCAUCCUGGGCCUGGAGGCGGCGCUCCGGCAACGAGACAAUUCUGUGCAUAAGCUCAACUUGCAGCUGCACAGCAAAGACAUGCAGUACCUGCAGCUGCAUGCGGGGCCCGACGCGCACAGUGAGUGUGAGCGCUCGCCGACACACACACAUACUUUUGUUCAUCUCGUUUUUGCGAAUGUCGGUGCAGUGCUGGACUGCCCAGCCAUGACGCUGCAGAGCUCGCGCAGCCUGGACACGCUGUCCGACCUGAAGGUACAGCGGCUGGAGGCCGAGCUGGAGGGGGCGCGACACGAGGUGCAGGGGGCUUGCCAGCGAGAGGAGGAGCUCAAGGCGCAGUGUCAGCGCCUCAAGGAGGAUGUGAGGCAGCUUCAGGGCGGCCAACGUGACAGGGAGAUGUCGUCGCCGUGCAAGCAGUGCGACGUGGAGUGGAUCAAGAAGGUGGGAGAUGAGCAGGUCAACCUGGCGCUGGCCUACACGGAGCUGACGGAGGAGCUGAGCCGCCUGCGAGCGCUGAGCUCCGAGCAGACGGAGAUCCUGAGGAAAGCCUCGCAAGAGCAACACAGUCCGGUCCAGCUGCACUCUCCCAUCCACCACCAGCGCCACUCGCCCGGAUCGCAGCGCCACUCGCCCAUCUCUCAGCGCCACUCGCCGGUGGCGCCGCAGCCGCCCGCGCACCACUCGCCCAUUCAGCAGCGGCGCUCGCCCGUGUUACAGCGCCUCUCGCCCGACACGCACCGCCGCUCGCCUCUGCUAGACGUGGGCGAGGCGGGCCCAGCCUCGUACUCAUGCCGCCCGGCCAGCCAGCACCUCCGCGCCAGCUUCCAGGGCCGCCGCAGCUACUCGGAAGUGACCGACCCGUCGGCCUACCAGUGCCCGCCGCGCUUCUCCCUGGACCCCGUGGCCACGCUGCCUAAGCCCCGCCCCUUCAUGGAGGCCUACUCCAAGCAGACGUCCCAGCACUCGCAGCACAGAGGGGCGUCGUCGCCCCACCAGGGUGCUGGCGGAGGAGACCACCCCAGGGAGAUGCCCUUUCCCCUGCGCUUUGAGCCGCCGCCACCGCCCUCCGCGCAGGCCGCGCCGCCGCCCCCACCACCGCAGUCCUCCGAAGAUGAGGAGGAGUGGACCUGCCCGCAUCCCAUCAGCCCGCCCAGGACGCUGGGCGUGCUCCCCACUGCCGUGCCCGGAGGCCUUAUGAGGGGUUCGGCGCCCUGCUCGGCCUUCCCUGCCCCUCGGUGUCCCAACGCCCCGGGCUGCCACCCCCAGCCCGGCUACAUAUCAGCCGAGCAUGCUCAGUCGUGGCCCUCCAUCAAUCUCUGGAUGGAGACGGAGGAGAGCGAGGUGCGGAGCUGCCCGCUGUGCCAGCUGAUGUUCCCCGUCGGUUACCCUGACGACGCCCUCAUCAAGCACAUUGACUCCCACCUCGAGAACAGCAAGAUCUGAUCGCCAUGGCGACCGGAGGACCAAUGUGAGAGGGUAGCAGGGAUUUUCUUUUAUUUUAAUUCAUUUAUUCUAAAUAAUGAAGUGGUGUUGGAACUUUUUCAGACAGUAAAUUUCCAUGGAAAUUUAAACUGAGGAUUCUUGAAAUUUUCCAAAGUGGAAACUUUCGAUGGGAAUAAACUGGAUAUUUUGUGUAGUUUUAUGAAAUUUUAUUUUUAGGAUUUUGCGACCCCUUGUGGAGAUUAGUUUAUUUUUCAGCCGAGAGUCAGCCGUAAAUUUGGUAAAUUUAUUCCUUUGAAUUUCCAUUAAUUUCCAUGGGAAGUUUCCAAUCCUACAAUCAAGCAAAAUGGCCGCUUCUUUUUUUUUUUUUUUUUCCUGGUGCACAGCUCCAUCUUUUGGAUUUCUGAGUCCCAUCCCGUGCUUUUUCUUGGGCUUUUUUGCUGGAGGUCCAAGUGGCUCUGCAUGUUGGUGUCACCGUCACAGUCCAAACUUUAAAGACGAUCCCUACAGCAUGAAAUAUGAACAUUUGUACUCAUGUUAUACCUUUUACGCUUGCGGCCUAUUUUAUUUUACUUUUUUUAAGUAUCUUAGCACUUUACGCUAGCUUUUAGCCUCUGCCGUGUGUCUGUCUCCAGGCCCCUAAUAUACAUUAUAAUAUAAUUCAUAUUGUAAAUCAGUCGAGGCAGAAAACAAACACAAUUUAUAUUUUUGCAUCACGUUUGAGCCUGGUGGAAACUCACACUGUACAGAAAAACACAGACGAGGUGCACUGGGUGUCUGCCUAAAAUAAUAAAUAAAUAAAACAGCACGAUGUCGGCCAGACCGCCCGUUUCAACAACAAACAGCAAAAAAAAAAAAAAAAACAGGAAAAACAAUGUCUGAGGAGGAGCUCCUUCUUGAUCUGCUGGCGAACUUUGAUAAGACAAACGUUCACACUGAUGUCAGCUCAUCUGAGGUUUUAUCACUCACAUGAGCACGUCCGGCCUUUUGUGUGUGUGUGUGUUUUCGUCACAACGCCGUGUCAGCAAAAAAUGAUUACAGAGGUUUAGUAACGCAUACUGGCGUGAAGAUCCCAAAGUAACCAAUUGACAUUCCUGCACUUUCUGCUGUUUGAAAAGAUUUUUUUUUUGAAAGGACUACUUUGCUGCCAUGCGCGUCGCAGACUGAUGACAUCACAACUGAUGAUACGAGCAGAAGAUUUGAGUCCCGAUGUUGUCAUACUGGCGUAGAAACAUUAAAAUUGUUAUUCAUUAUUUAAUAAUUGAAGAAAAAAAACACACGCUGAUAAACUACGAAUAAGCAUCUUCCACCCCAAAUCUUUUUUUUUUUUUUUCUCACGUUGACUCAGGAGAACUAUAAAAAGAAUGCCAAGCAGAGGAACAAUUCAUGCUUGUCCACCAUGUUUGCCCCACUCAGGAGACAAAAAGGCUUUUACUGAUUGUGAUGUUGUUUUGCAACACGACACAAUGCUGCCAGUGGAGACGUAACGAGACAUCUCGAUGUCACUUUUUUUUUUUCCUCUAUCUGUAAAUAGCCCAACCAAAUAAACUUGCACUGAAACUCG